AUGGACAGAGCAGAAAGCUAUCUAGCACUCGACGGAUAUCUACUUGAGCGCAAAGAAAAUGGAGAAUAUAAAGUCGCGUCAUGGCAGAGAGUUAAACGACGCAUGUCCAAACAACAACAAGAUCGGUUCAAGAACUACGAAUUCAUAGAAGUUGAAAGAUACAAAGAUUAUGACACGGAUCUUUUCCCAUGUAAUUCUGGAGCUCUAUUUGAGUUGGUAGCGAACGAGAUCCACUUCUUUUACGUCGAUCCUGCUAGUAACGUGAAGAAGGUUACCACCACUAGAACAAAGUCUCAACUUUCUAAAAGUGCGGUACGCGAGAACGUUGUGCCUAUUGUAUUCAAAGGAAACAAGAAAAAGUACCUCUAUCUGGAGUAUGACGACGCUGAAGUCAGCCGUCAGCUGGGAGAGGAGAGGUGGAGCCUUAAAGUUGAAGAGGAGAGCCAGGAACUCAUGCUCGCAACUGAGCGGUGUAACAACGUGGUGUACAAACAUCUUGGUGCAGACCUGCUUGUGUUUUGCGAGAGGGAUUUGCAAGCACUACGUCGUUUCCACGCAUUCAGAGGUGAGUACAACGCCACAUGCAAGCGUGUGUGCCACGCUGUGUACAAAAUGUCAAGAGAUCGCAAAAUGCUGCGCUAUAGAGCAACAAGGACUUUUCGAAGGCCUCAGGCAGGCGAGUCACUUCUCAAGACGCUGCAGGAAAAAAGCAUCAACACAUAUUCACUCUACUUUGCGCCUUUUCUCUAUAUGAUUCUCAACAUUAGAGAAUUUCCUCUUUUAAUGGGGUGUUUUGACGACGAGGAUGACGUGUACGACGAAGUCGAGCUUCGGGAUGAUCUUUCGGGCGAGGUUAGAGUCGAACAAAUCUCGCGUAUUUUCAGCAGGAUGCUAAAGGAUGAAGACGGACUGGGUGCAGUUUUGGAAGUCAUAGUGCGACUCACAGCGUUUGACGUCGGAGCAGAGGUGAGAAGAAGUGAGCAAGAAGAGGAUGAAGGUGAAGAUGAAAUAUCCGAGGAUGAGAGCGCUGAGGGUACACAGAGAUCAAAUUCAAACUUGUGUCACCCCGCACUACAGCCCGCUCGGAGGGUGAGGAGGCUUUUAGACGGAAUCAAGUUUUUUGUUGUGUAUGCUGUGUUCUGCACG
Messenger RNA from Lachancea fermentati, 1146 nucleotides. NCBI's taxonomy places the organism in Eukaryota, Fungi, Ascomycota, Saccharomycetes, Saccharomycetales, Saccharomycetaceae. The record is from the annotation of a GenBank genome assembly.